Messenger RNA from Varanus komodoensis (Komodo dragon), 6866 nucleotides. Its product is annotated as guanine nucleotide-binding protein G(t) subunit alpha-3. The coding region runs from base 1402 to 2466 and encodes 354 amino acids. Gene Ontology annotation, molecular function: G-protein beta/gamma-subunit complex binding; GTPase activity; GTP binding. The transcript is spliced from 8 exons. The record is from RefSeq and is a predicted model, not a curated record. Gene Ontology annotation, biological process: detection of chemical stimulus involved in sensory perception of bitter taste; adenylate cyclase-modulating G protein-coupled receptor signaling pathway; sensory perception of sweet taste. Lineage: Eukaryota; Metazoa; Chordata; Lepidosauria; Squamata; Varanidae. Gene Ontology annotation, cellular component: photoreceptor outer segment; heterotrimeric G-protein complex; photoreceptor inner segment.
CAAUCUUGAGUAAUCUCCAAAGGAAACAUAGAAGUCUCUCUCCCCACCUCCCCGACCUUCACCAGAUGUUUUGGACUGCAGUUUCUAUUAACCCAUUGGAGGGCAAAACAGCUGGAAGGCGGCAGAUUGGGGAAGGUAGCUUGUGAUGAAAAUUCUGUAAUGAGAUCAUUGAAAUCCUAUUCAUCAGGAUGCCCAUGUCCUUGGAGAGGAACAUUCGUGCCUGCUGUUGGCUCCCUCCAGGUUGAUGCUCAGCCCUCCCUGCUUGUGGUGGGGUGGGGGAAUGGCUUGGGUGCUUCCAAGGACAAAGUCUAAGGGGUGGGGCUCAUGGCUGUUUUCUCGGAUGGUUGCCUGGGAGAGCUGCAGUCUCACCUGGUUACUGGUUACCUAAUAAUUCUGAAAGGUCAGCAAAGUGGCUAGAUAUGCUUAUUAUAGCAUGGCAUGACGUAGCAUGGCCUAACAUAACCACGUCUUUUCUGGGCAUGGCACUACUUUGCAAAGCCUCCAUAGCAUGCAGGGAUUGGUGGCAAGGGAAACAUUUCAGUUCCACUGUGAAGGCACAAUGGCUACUCUUGUGGCAUCUGCACAGCGGUGUGAUACAACCUGGUAUGAGCACAGGUUCCCUGCUAUUUCUUUCCAUGAGGUUCCAGUAGCGUUUUUGUUUGGGAAUCACACGUGAGACCGAUGAGGUGGUUCCUUUUCACACAAAUGCCGUGCUUUUUCCUUCUUUUGUCUCUUUGCUAAGCGGUGCAUCAUUUGUACAGCAGCAUCCAUGCCACAGUGGUUUAUAGGGCAUCAUUUACAGUAACCAGGCACACUUUAGUCCCCCGCCCCUGAAAAAAGGGCCUAUUCCCAGCAUUCCCCAACCAGCAUGGCAGGCCAAGGAAAACUGGGAGCUGUAGGAAUUCUUUUCUUGCAUAGGGUUGAGCCUUUAGGCUCUUUUUCAACUGGGGAUGUCUCCAGUUUUGCUGCUCAGUUAAAGGUGUAACUUAUUCUUCCAAUUUUGAUGAAUGGGAAUCAUCAGAAGCACUUAACUUAGGGCAGAUUACAUAUUCUGAUUGAAGCAACUGCUUCAGACCACAAGUAUUCCUCAUUUGAUUCACAAAGCCAUUUCCUUCUUUGCUCUGCUUCCAGAGCUGAUUUCCAAAAGGUGAAAGAGCAAGGUGGCACAUUUACAUGUCUGACAUCAUAACAAAGCAUCAACAAAAUCCCUUCAGCGCUGCCUGCGGGAUGCGCAACAGACCAGAAGCCAAUGCUGAGUGGGAAAGCAGAAGCUGCAGAUCAGAGGUAGACUAGGACAUUCUAGGCUUGGUUGUAAGCUGCACUGCCCAAUUUAGAGUUGCAACCUCUGUGCAGUUAGACACUGUUUUGCUGAGACAAGACAUUAAACAUUUGUUCCGCAACAUGGGCAGUGGGGUCAGCUCUGAGUCUAAAGAAUCAGCCAGGAGGUCCCGGGAACUUGAAAAAAGACUCCAGGAAGAUGCAGUGAGAGAUGCUAGGACAGUCAAGCUGCUGUUAUUGGGAGCUGGAGAAUCAGGGAAGAGCACUAUUGUGAAACAAAUGAAGAUCAUCCAUAAAGAUGGCUACACAGAUCAGGAAUGCAGAGAGUAUCGGUCUGUGAUCUACAGCAACACGCUGCAAUCCAUUCUGGCAAUUGUCAAGGCCAUGUCCACGCUAGGGAUUGACUACGGAAACGCACAAAGCAAAGAAGAUGAGCGGCUGCUUUUGGCAACAGCAGAUUCCAUGGAAGAUGGCACCAUGUGUCCUGUCCUGGCAGGAGUCAUCAAAAAGUUGUGGAAGGAUCCAGGGAUCCAGGCCUGCUUUGAAAGAGCAUCCGAGUACCAGCUCAAUGACUCAGCCGCUUACUAUCUCAAUGAUCUGGACAGGCUAACAGCUCCUGACUAUGUUCCAAAUGAGCAAGAUGUCCUUCGCUCAAGAGUAAAGACAACGGGGAUUAUUGAGACCCAGUUUUCUUUCAAGGACUUGAACUUCAGGAUGUUUGAUGUGGGAGGACAAAGAUCAGAGAGGAAGAAAUGGAUUCACUGCUUCGAAGGAGUCACUUGCAUCAUAUUCUGUGCAGCCCUCAGUGCCUAUGACAUGGUCUUAGUAGAAGACGAGGAAGUGAACAGAAUGCACGAAAGCCUCCAUCUGUUCAACAGCAUCUGCAACCACAAGUACUUUGCUACCACUUCUAUUGUGCUGUUUCUAAACAAGAAAGAUCUAUUCCAAGAAAAGAUAGCAAAAGUCCAUCUCCGUGUCUGCUUUCCAGACUAUGAAGGUCCAAACACCUUUGAAGAUGCAGGGAAUUACAUCAAGAACCAGUUCUUAGACCUUAAUAUAAGAAAAGAGGACAAGGAGAUAUACUCCCACAUGACCUGUGCUACAGACACUCAGAAUGUUAAGUUUGUGUUUGAUGCUGUGACCGACAUAAUCAUCAAGGAGAAUCUGAAGGACUGCGGGCUGUUCUAGCUCUUUCUCCUUUCCUGCUCCUUUUUACCAUUUCUUCUCUCUUUCUCUCUCUCCCUUACGGUCUCACUUUCCCUUGGAUGUUUCCAGUUGAGGCCACAAAUGUAUGCACACUUCCAGGAACACCCCAGUCAGACUUCCUUCUGACUAAACACAGAGAGAAUCAACCUGUAAAAGGAAAGGAUGAGAUGUGGAAAUGAUAUUCGGAACACCAGGGCUUUGGAGCUAGCUAGCAGGACUGGCACCAGCGAUUGGCAGGCCCACAGCCACCACCAGCCCGCAGUGGGGCGCUUCCUUCAGGCUUUCCUGCUGCUGCUGGAAGGAGUACUUUUGAAUGGGGGCUGAGCUGGCACCUUGCUCUGACCCACAGUGGCUUCCCAUCAUUUGCGAUUGCUCCAAAUGUGCUGCGAAGGAAACAUGUCCUAGAAGCAGCCAGACUGGGGUAGGAACCUUUUCUGCACUAGGUCUGGGACUUCCAACACGGUUUCCAUGGGCACCAGCAGGUCCAUAGACUCCUCCGCAGGCUCCCUGUCUUUCCUGUCUUUCUUUUUAUUUCUGAAGUGUUUUAAUUGCUAGCUUUUUAAAACUAUGAUGCUGCCAUGCUACCAAACAAUGUGCUGCAUUCCAGUGGCGCCUUUGCUUUGGUUCAGAAAUUAGCUUUGUAUUUUGGAGCUCAGAUUCCACAUCUGCCUUCUACUUAAGUUAUUGGCCAAGUUAUUUAUCUUUUUGUUUGUCUUCUGGGAUAUUAGUAUUUUGUGAUUGCUUAUAUGACUGUGCAACCCCACUUCCUGUGGUAACCAUUUUGUGACAGCACCCACAACAUGCUCUCAAUAUUCCAAAUGUGUCCCAGGACCUCCACGGCUCUCCAUCCAGGGCAACCCCUAAUGCUGAGCCCACUAGCUACUGUGUUUGCAUUAAAUUGCUUGUUAGCACAGCCAAAUUUGGCAAACUCAGCAGAAAACAGGCACAGCUUUCUUCUUCUCUUGAUGACUUGGUCUUGAAUAUAUCCAUGAUUUUAUUUAUUUAUUUAAAGUUUUUAUAUGCCAUCCUAAUACUAAGAAGUCUCUGGAUGGCUUACAAGAUCAUGCCUUUUGACCCUUGCUGAGAAUUUUGGUUUGCUUUUCCCUAUAGGGAUAGGGAUAUUGCAAUCUUUCUUUUGUCUCAAUUCUGUUAUCUAAAAUACCGUGAUUGAUAUAAACCAACCAGCCCCAAACAUUUCUGUUGGCAGAUGUGUUCACACUACUGCCUCAUGCUCUCUAAAAUGCUGACAUACCAUUUUGAUUGUCAUGUUUCAUUGACAUUAAUUAGGCUUAUGUAUUAAGGGAACAAUCCUAUCAAUGUUAAGCACUUAUACAUCCAAUUGAUUUCAGUGGGAGCUUUCCUAUCAAAAUCCACUUGACUUAAAUGUUGGCUCCAUCAUGUCAAAAUCUGUUUCUUGCAGAUAAAAGAAGUAAAUUGUUCCUGACAACAUUCUUUUUGGAUACUUAAGUGGCAUCACAAGCACUCUGAUAAAAAUGUUUGUGAUACUAUCAAGGGGAUUAAUAGAAUAACAAUAAAGAACAUUUUAGGGAAUCCUAUUGAUUGCAACAGACAAAAAGCAAACCACCCAGAAAGCUAGCUGGCAAAUCUUCUGAUAUCUGUAUUUAUUCAUUUGAAAUGCAAUGCCUUGCAUCUUUAAACAGAAAAUCAAAGCAGCUUGCAUCAAUACAAAUGUAUUCAAAUGCCUUUACCAUACCAAAAGCUUGUUUGGAUAACCAAUUUUUCAUGUGUUGACAAAUGGACAAUGGACCUUGGAGUGAGACAGAGAAAAUGCUGUUUCAUGUUCUUGUAGAUCUUACAUUAGACUGAAAUAUGAAGUAGCAGGUCCACAGAGAGAGACGUGAUCUCUAAGGUGUGCAGAACCUGGGCUUUGAAUUGGGACUUCAAAAAGUUAAAAAUAGCCUCUUAAAUUGAGUUCAGAAGCUUGUAGGAAAUCAGAGCAGUCACUUGAAAGUCAGUGCAGCCAUCUCAGCAAAGGAUGAAUUGCUUCAUUCUGCACAUUUAGUACUUCCUGCACACCCUUCAAGGACAACUCCAGACAACGUAUAUUACAGUAGCCUAUGCUUGAGUUACAGAUGCUUUGACAAAAAUAGCUAAGUCUUUGUUCUCUAGAAAAGGUUGAUGUUAAGCCAUACACAACACUCAACUCUGGCGAACAUCCAACUCUCUGGGUGUAAGGCCAAAUCCAGAUUCACCUGAUCCUCUGUAGGGAGGAAAAAAUUUCAGGGAGAUUUCUCUUUCACAAGCUAAAGAUCCUAGAUCCUUUCCUCCUUCUGGAUUCCCCUUAAAGUGGCUUGUCCCCAUUGGUAGUACCAAAAACACUCAGCAGUGCUUUAAUAGGGCGGUUGCUCUCUGGGAGCGGCUGAGAGUGAAAAAAUGAGCUGGUUGUCAACAGCAUCCAGUUCCCACCUCAUUCUGAAAUUUCAGAUUAUCAUUCCCAGCAGCUUCAUAUAAAGCAGGGUGGACAACACACCCAGCCACUUGUCAGUGUGGCCAUCCCUGGCCACUUUUACAUUUUUGUUUAUGUUUACGUGCAGAAAGUCACAGUUUGGCAUUUUCAGUCUAAAUGUGUCCAUUCUAAGCUGCCACUCUGCCAAAUUUCAUCUGGAAUCUGAGCUUUCCCUCUUUUUUGCAAUUUUGAGAGACUACAACACUUGACAGGUUAGGAGAUGACAAAAAUUGGCAUUUGCAUUGCCAGAAGUUGCCACCCCUCAUCUACAUAUAAAUAGCAAUGCAUUGCCCAGGAACAGCAUCUUUGGUUCCUGAGGUAGGCUAGGGACCAAACAGAGCUGCCCAUCUAUAUAAAGGACUAUUCUGAAUGACCUUUGAACAUACUGAUGUGUCAGUCUAUUGAUGCAUCAACAGGUAUGAACUUGUUCAAAAAUGAUUAUUUCAUCAAAUUCUCGACUACCAGGCUAGUAGAUAAUAGGAAAUCGUACACCCAGCUUGUUCUGUAAAUUGAACAGGCAAUGCAGUGGUAUAGAUUUCCAGGAUUCUGGCAGCCAAGAAGACUGACUGAAGAGUAAAGCUAUUGCAGGUGCUUCAGCAUGCACAUUAAAUCCAUCAACACUGGCAGAUGGAGGAAUUUCAGCAACAGUUCUGCACAUCAAAUUAGCUAGGGCAUAUGCUGGGUGUAUGCAGCAAGGGGAAGGGGGUCCAGAUAUUAAGCUGUUUGCUCAGUGUAUGAUUCAAAAUAUUAGGCUCACUAAUUUCUUCUUACUAAGUUCUCUCUAGUUUCAGUGCAAACACUUUCCCAUGGUUGGUUGGAUGAUGCUUCAGAAAGGGUGGUUUCAAAGGUUCCCAACUAGAACAUCAUGUUGAAAUUGGGCAAUACCUUAAGAAAUGGUGCUGGCUGCAUUUAGUCCAUAGCAAUCCAGUUUUGGAGCCCAUGUUUGCACCCCUGCAUUCAGGGAUGCAGAAUGAGGGCAUUGUGCAUCUUAGACCUCACCUUUAUCCACAUCAGUGCUUAGGCACCUAUCACUGUCCCGAUGUUACUAGAUCACAGCAUGGCAGGGCAUCUAUCAGAGUUAGCCAACUGAUAACUGAGCUAACCAGAGUGGCCCUGCAAACUUCGGAAUUUUGGGUAAAUUCAUGAGGGAGAAAGGGUUAAUAGCACAUGUACCUCCGUAAGAUGACAAUGUUUCUACACCUCCAGGGAGAGGGGAAAGAAAGAGUGGGAUGUCUGAACUUUUCCUUCUAAUUUUAAUCACACUCAAUUAUAGAUAACUAGAAAUAAUAAUACAUUUGCUGAACCAUUUGCAUUUCAUUUGAAAUGACAUCAAAGAAGGCUGCAGAAAAGCUGGGCUUUAGAGAAGAGAAAAACAGAAUAUGCCCAUAUUACCACAGAUAUUACGAAAUAUCUUUUCUGUAUAAUGAGUUCAAAGCACUUGAUUAAAUGACACAAAAAUGGAGCAGAGCUAAAAUCCCUGCUGUGUUAAUAGACGUAACAUUCCCAAAGCCUUAAGCCUGGUUUGCACAUUCACUUCCAUGCGUCGAUUUCUCUGCCCUUGAUUUCUGUCCAUCUAGUAAUUGGCACCUGAACUGAUCACACUGAAAAACAUUACAAUUGAUCUGAUGUGAGUUGAUAUGAGGAUCCUACCUGUGAUUGCAUUUUCAUGCUCACAUCAUCCACAGCAAGUUGCACAUUGGAUAAGCAUCUUGGAGCCAGCCGUAAAAGAGAGGCACACACAUUGGACGAUUUGAUGCGCAUUUGCUCCAAACUUUGUCCCACAGAUCUGACACCCAGAUGUGUAUUUAUUUAUUUAUUUAUUUAUUUAUUUAUUUAAUAUUGAGAUUUAUAGCCUGCCUUUUUCCUACCAAGGGCUCAAGGCAGCUUACAUCUCCUCCUCCAUCUUAUCCCCACA